AUGUCGGAAAAAUUGAGCCCAGAGCAAGUUAAUGAAGCAUUUCAAAAAUUCGAUUACAAUAAUAACGGUAUCUUGUCCCUUGCCGAAAUCGAUAAAGCAGUAAUCUAUCUCUACCCACAAUUUUCUGACAAAAAGCCUGUCCUCAUGCGAGCUUACAAAGCUGCCGACACUUCAAAGGACGGAUACAUCGAACGUGACGAAUUCCCCCAUCUCAUUGAACUUCUUUAUUAUUUCAACGAAGUCUACGAUCUUUUCCAGAAACUUGAUAAAGAUAAAGAUAAACGUGUCGAUUUUGAAGAAUUUAAAAAGGGAUAUAAACUUUUGGGAAUAACUCGGCUUUCAAAUGAUCAAAUUAAGGCAGAAUUCGACAAAAUCGAUACAAAUCAUGGAGGAUAUAUCCUUUUUGAUGAGUUCUGUAUUUAUGCUGCAAAGAAAAAAUUAGUUGAAAGUAAAACCAGUGCUUAA
This is a messenger RNA of Racocetra persica, 465 nucleotides long. The record is from the annotation of a GenBank genome assembly. NCBI's taxonomy places the organism in Eukaryota, Fungi, Glomeromycota, Glomeromycetes, Diversisporales, Gigasporaceae.